ACAAGCCAGGUGCUGAGAUGGCUACUUGUAAUAGAACAAAUCUGGCAUCUAAAAAGGAAAUUGCGUCCCUUUUCUUGCUUCCACGCUAUCUGCUUUUAGGUUUAGAACUGGGUUUUUCAGAUCCCAGAGACUUGCACUGGGCUUUUUAUCUUUUUAACUGUUGGAUGAGCUGACGGCGCUUUGCUCCAAGCUGGAAAAGAUCCGUGUGUGGAGCAGUUGUGUGUUUGUGCAGGUUCAGUUCUGCUGGGGCCUCCAGUAGCUUCUUUAAUCUCAAUGCAGUUGUGGAGGAAGCUCAGUGGAGAAAAUAAAAGUAUGAAAGUGUGUUUGAGUGGAAGACGGGGAUUUUCUCAUUGGUGUUGGAAGCUCCUUUGUGCCGUGUUCAGGUACCGGGGGUCACAACUUGUUUUUUUGAGACUGUUUCCUAGGACGAUUCCUUCUCCAUUCCUAAUAAGAUCAGAUCUUUUUUUUCUUCUGUGUUCUAAAGGACCUUGUUUUGGCUCCAACACAAAAUCUAAUUUGGCUCUAGCAAUCCAUAGUGUUCAGCUUGCUCCAGAGGAAGCCCUGGAGACGAAGAGCCUAGCCCAGCUAGAGAACCUGUGCAAGCAGCUGUAUGAGACCACGGACACGGCGACGCGGCUGCAGGCGGAGAAAGCGCUGGUGGAGUUCACCAACAGCCCCGACUGCCUGAGCAAGUGCCAGCUGCUGCUCGAGAGAGGGAGCUCAUCCUACUCGCAGUUAUUGGCAGCUACAUGCCUUACAAAACUCGUGUCACGCACAAACAACCCUUUACCAUUGGAACAACGAAUAGAUAUUCGGAACUAUGUGCUCAACUACCUUGCUACCAGGCCUAAGCUGGCGACGUUUGUCACACAAGCGCUGAUCCAGUUGUACGCCAGGAUCACAAAGCUGGGCUGGUUUGACUGUCAGAAGGAUGAGUAUGUCUUCAGGAACGUGAUCACAGACGUCACAAGGUUUUUACAGGAUAGUGUCGAGCACUGCAUCAUAGGAGUGACAAUCCUGUCCCAACUAACGAAUGAGAUUAAUCAAGUAAGUGCUACAGCCUUCCUCAGUGAAGCGGAUACUACUCAUCCACUGACCAAGCACAGGAAAAUAGCCUCGUCCUUCCGAGAUUCAUCCUUAUUUGAUAUUUUCACGCUGUCAUGCAAUUUACUGAAACAGGCUUCUGGGAAGAACCUGAAUCUAAACGAUGAAAGCCAGCAUGGGCUGCUCAUGCAGCUCCUUAAGCUCACGCAUAACUGCCUGAACUUUGAUUUCAUUGGCACAUCGACAGACGAGUCCUCGGAUGAUCUUUGCACUGUGCAGAUCCCAACCAGCUGGAGAUCAGCAUUCUUGGAUUCUUCGACCCUUCAGUUGUUUUUUGACCUUUAUCAUUCCAUCCCUCCUUCGUUUUCUCCUCUGGUUUUAUCGUGCUUGGUGCAGAUAGCCUCUGUGCGCAGAUCCCUCUUCAACAACGCCGAAAGAGCAAAGUUUCUAUCUCAUCUCGUGGAUGGAGUUAAACGAAUACUGGAAAACCCCCAGAGUUUGUCAGACCCAAAUAACUACCACGAAUUCUGCCGAUUGCUGGCCCGGUUGAAAAGCAAUUACCAGCUGGGAGAACUGGUGAAGGUGGAGAACUACCCCGAGGUCAUCCGGCUCAUCGCCAACUUCACCGUCACCAGCCUGCAGCACUGGGAGUUCGCACCCAACAGCGUCCACUAUCUGCUGAGCUUGUGGCAGCGCCUGGCUGCGUCCGUGCCCUACGUUAAAGCCACCGAGCCUCACAUGCUCGAAACGUAUACGCCAGAAGUCACAAAAGCGUACAUCACGUCCAGGCUGGAGUCUGUGCACAUCAUACUGAGGGAUGGUUUGGAGGACCCGCUGGAUGACACUGGCCUUGUGCAGCAGCAGCUGGACCAGCUCUCCACCAUCGGGCGCUGCGAGUACGAGAAGACCUGCGCUCUGCUCGUGCAGCUCUUCGACCAGUCAGCCCAGUCCUACCAGGAGCUGCUGCAAAGUGCCACCGCCAGCCCCAUGGACGUUGCUGUGCAGGAAGGGCGCCUGACGUGGCUCGUCUAUAUAAUCGGGGCAGUGAUUGGCGGUAGGGUCUCGUUCGCCAGCACGGAUGAGCAGGAUGCGAUGGAUGGCGAGUUGGUUUGUCGGGUGCUGCAGCUGAUGAACCUGACGGACUCGCGGCUGGCGCAGGCCGGGAAUGAGAAGCUGGAGCUGGCCAUGCUGAGCUUCUUCGAGCAGUUCCGGAAGAUCUAUAUCGGAGAUCAGGUGCAGAAGUCUUCCAAGCUGUACCGCCGUCUCUCAGAGGUCCUGGGCUUGAACGAUGAGACGAUGGUCCUGAGCGUCUUCAUAGGAAAAAUCAUCACCAACCUGAAGUACUGGGGCCGGUGCGAGCCGAUCACCUCCAAGACGCUGCAGCUGCUGAACGACCUGUCCAUCGGAUACAGUAGCGUCAGAAAGCUGGUGAAACUCAGCGCUGUACAGUUCAUGCUGAACAAUCACACGAGCGAGCACUUUUCCUUCCUGGGCAUUAACAAUCAGUCCAACCUGACUGACAUGAGAUGUCGGACUACGUUCUACACUGCACUUGGGCGUCUUCUCAUGGUGGAUUUAGGGGAAGAUGAGGAUCAGUAUGAGCAGUUCAUGCUUCCCCUCACAGCCGCCUUUGAGACUGUGGCGCAGAUGUUCAGCACAAAUACGUUCAAUGAACAAGAGGCAAAAAGAACUUUGGUUGGUUUGGUGAGAGACUUGAGGGGAAUAGCCUUUGCCUUCAAUGCCAAGACCAGCUUCAUGAUGCUGUUUGAGUGGAUCUACCCAUCCUACAUGCCGAUCCUACAGCGAGCGAUUGAACUCUGGUACCAUGACCCGGCCUGCACUACUCCUGUCCUCAAACUGAUGGCUGAGCUGGUACAUAACAGAUCCCAACGGCUGCAGUUCGAUGUGUCCUCACCGAACGGCAUCCUGCUCUUCCGAGAAACGAGUAAAAUGAUAACUACAUAUGGAAAUCGUAUCCUAACGCUUGGGGAGGUCCCAAAGGAUCAAGUCUAUGCCUUGAAGCUCAAGGGGAUUUCCAUCUGCUUCUCUAUGCUGAAGGCUGCACUGAGCGGGAGCUACGUCAACUUUGGGGUCUUCCGCCUCUACGGGGAUGAUGCACUGGACAAUGCCUUGCAAACUUUUAUCAAGCUUCUGCUUUCCAUUCCCCACAGUGACCUUCUGGAUUAUCCCAAGCUCAGCCAGUCAUACUAUUCCUUACUGGAAGUUCUUACCCAGGACCACAUGAACUUUAUCGCCAGUCUGGAGCCUCAUGUAAUCAUGUAUAUUCUCUCUUCCAUUUCAGAAGGCCUCACUGCACUAGACACCAUGGUUUGCACAGGCUGCUGCUCCUGCCUGGACCACAUUGUCACCUAUCUCUUCAAGCAGCUGUCGCGCAGCACCAAGAAGAGAACCACACCUCUGACCCAGGAGAGCGACCGCUUCCUGCACAUCAUGCAGCAGCACCCCGAGAUGAUUCAGCAGAUGCUGUCGACAGUGCUGAAUAUCAUCAUCUUUGAGGACUGCAGGAACCAGUGGUCGAUGUCUCGGCCUCUGCUCGGCUUGAUACUGCUCAAUGAAAAGUAUUUCUCCGACCUGAGGAACAGCAUCGUGAACAGCCAACCGCCGGAGAAACAGCAGGCGAUGCACCUCUGCUUCGAGAACCUCAUGGAGGGCAUCGAACGCAACCUCCUCACCAAGAACAGGGACAGGUUCACGCAAAACCUGUCGGCGUUCAGGCGGGAAGUGAACGACUCCAUGAAGAAUUCCACCUACGGCGUGAACAGCAACGACAUGAUGAGCUGACGUCUCCCGGCUCCACCUUGUACAGAGCAGCAUCUCUUUGGCCUGGCCCAGAGGGGUUCCCGUUUCCGAUGGAAAGAAAAGAGGGCGUUUCUACAUCCCUGCUCUCCCCCAGGGCUGGAUUGCGGCGCUCUCCUUUGGUUUUUUGGGCCGUACUCCACGUCCCGAGGGAGGAGGGAACAGGAGGGGUUGUUGAGCUCACCGGGCGCUUCUGUUUCCGUGGGAGGGGGUGGAAAAAGGGCAUAAAAGCCAAGCGCAAGAAUCCAGCAUCUCCCUACCCGAAUGUCUGCGUGGAACGCCAGCGCUCUGCUGCAGCCUGCCUUGUAUAAACAUGUACAUUUUUUCAUAACAUUUUGAACAAGGUUUAUAUUGACUCAGUUUAAAAAAAAAAAAAAAAAAAAGUUAAAAAAAAGGAAAAAAAAAAAAAAGAAAAACAAACAAAAAUAGUGUGAUUGAACUUUUUACAGAGUCCUGGUGCACCGGUGCUGGCGUGAGGGUUGCGAAUGCGAGUGAGGAAAGCGUGUCCUGCGGGCCUGAAGCUUUACUGGGCGAGGGGUGGGUGUGUGAAAGCGCAGAGAUCUAUUUAGUGACGAGCGUAGAGAGAAGCAAAAACAAUUAAAAAAAAAAAAAAAGGAAAAAAAAAAAAAAAAGGAAAAAAUUCAACAAAUGAUAAAAAAAGAAGGCGUUGUAAAAUUCCAAAUGUAUAUUUUUUCUUAUUAAGCCCCCUGAAAUCACAGCUCCCCGUUCCCAUCUUGCCCUUGUUAUUAGGAACUCGAAGCCAUGCCGCGUGGUCUCUCAUCCGUGCUUGCUCGUGGGUGUCCCCCGCCCCCCGUAGCCGCUGUCCCCUGUCCCGUAGGGCUCUCCCCCCGCUCCAUCUCCUCUUUCUUUUCCUUUAUCCCCCCGUUUCAGUGGAGCAGUGGGAAGCUGCGGCCCAGCUCCCCAGAGCCGCUGCAGCCGCCCCGGAGGCUUCUUAAUAACAAGGUUUGCCCGGCAUGAAGUAUUUAACACCCCCUUUAAAAUUCAUUUUUCAAUUUCUUUUCCCCUAAGUCACCAUAAUCACAGUUUUGGGUAUCAAACAGGAAAGCUGAUGGGUGGGGGGGAACCUGUUUGCCUUGUACUUUUCCCACUAUUGUUGCUGCUAGUCGUGUGCAUCCCCUUGCUCAGCUCUACCCACCGACACUCACUCCUUAGGGCUUCAGUUUCUCUUCCCAGCCACCACCUACUCUUAAUUUUAUUUCCCUUUUUUUUUUUUUUAAUUUUAUUUUUAAACUUUGUUUUCUUUCCUCUGGCGAUUGUGUGUUGGGUCCUGUUUUUUUUCCGCGUGAGCAGAUUGCUGGUUGACUUGUAAGGGUGUUUGCUGCAUACAGUGUAAAGCAUUUGUGACUGCAAAUAAAACUUCAAUGGUUUCUACUGA
Messenger RNA from Columba livia (rock pigeon), 5257 nucleotides. It is a transcript of the gene XPO7, whose product is annotated as exportin 7. Gene Ontology annotation, cellular component: cytoplasm; nuclear pore. The transcript has 28 exons. Gene Ontology annotation, molecular function: nuclear export signal receptor activity; small GTPase binding. The record is from RefSeq and is a predicted model, not a curated record. Gene Ontology annotation, biological process: protein export from nucleus. NCBI's taxonomy places the organism in Eukaryota, Metazoa, Chordata, Aves, Columbiformes, Columbidae. Bases 274 to 3846 code for a protein of 1190 amino acids.